CAUGUAUCUAGUUACUACUUACUAGUAGGCUAGCAUGUACUUAAAAAACCCAUGGGUCAUUAACUCUAGUCUAGUAGUCUCCCACAAUCACAACUCAUUAGGAUUAGGAUUAAAAGAUUUAGACUCAAUUCUAUAGUAGAGUACAGUAAAUGACAGAAAAAUCUUUCUGUAUUGGAAAACCUGUUGAUUUUGAGUAUUGAAGAUGAACAAGAAACAGAAAACCCAGCACGAUUCUAAGGCAAGACGUGGUGCCAUAGAUCUGUACGCUGCACAGUGUAGCCAAUGUGAUAAAUGGAGGAUAAUCACUUCACAGGAAGAGUACGAGGAUCUGCGCUGUAGAUUCUUGGAAGAGCCAUUCACCUGUGACAGAAAGCCAAAUGUAACAUGUGAUGACCCAGCAGACGUUGAACGUGAUGCUACAAGGACAUGGGUAAUGGACAAGCCUAAUCUUCCGAAAACCCCAGAAGGAUUCAAGAGGGAACUUAUCGUUCGAUCUGACUAUUCAAAGCUGGAUGCAUACUAUGUAACAGCUACUGGGAAGAGAUUGAGAUGCCACAGAGAAGUAAAACAAUACUUGGAGAAACACAUUGAAUACAAACACUUGAAGCUAGAAGAUUUCGACUUUUCUGUUCCGAAAGUAAUGAAUGAAACUAUCCCUGCACAGAUCAAAGUAAAACGUGCAGAGAAAUCUGAUAGCAAAGGUAAAAUCUGAUGGCUAGAACAAGGUACUUUUGCUUGUUCAUGGGAGAAAAAGCUGAGAACCACAAAAAGUUCAGAUUUGUAGAACUGUAGUAGGACUUGCUUGUUUAUAUAUGGUGGAUUGGAGUAUGAUUUUGGUAUGAAUAUGUAUAGUAUAUACUCCACUAUCUGGAUUCUUUUUGUGUAUGCUUGUUGAAUAUUACAUUAUCUUUGUUGUGUCAUCUAAUAUAUGGGAGUUUGCUAAUUGCUAUGAAUAGAGAAUGAGAUUAA
Molecule: messenger RNA, 969 nt
Organism: Amaranthus tricolor (Joseph's coat)
Lineage: Eukaryota; Viridiplantae; Streptophyta; Magnoliopsida; Caryophyllales; Amaranthaceae
Product: methyl-CpG-binding domain-containing protein 4
Exons: 2
Coding region: 203-712 (169 amino acids)
Molecular function (GO): DNA binding; zinc ion binding
Source: RefSeq, a predicted model, not a curated record